UGAGCAUACACUUAGAUGAAGAUUAUCAUAAAAAAUGACACUUAUUCUACUGAAUGCCCAACAUCAAUUCUAGGAACUAUGGCUGAACCAGGUAGAUAUGGCCGGCUGUUCUUCAUCAUCACCAUCAAUGGGGUUUGAUUUUGAUGAGAAACCACAUGUUUUAGCUGUUGAUGAUGGCUUGAUAGAUCGGAAAGCUAUUGAAAGGUUACUCAUCAAGUCUGAAUAUAAAGGACUUGAAGGUGAACCUGAUCAUCACAGACUAUUGCAUGGGAGGAAUGACAGGGAAUCACCUACCAUGAAGGAGAUACCAGUAGUUAUAGUGUCAUCUGAGAACAUCCCUGCUCGAAUUAAACAGUGCAUGGAGGAAGAAGCACAAGAGUUCUUGCUAAAACCUCUUCAGCUAUCAGACGUGACAAAACUGAGUGCCAUACAAAAAAGCAGAACAAUCCAUCACAAGGAGGCUUUGCAGGGGAAGAUGAACAUGCAGAAAAGAUGUCAAAAAGAGAGACAUGAAAGGAAAAAUGUUGAUUUUGGGCAGUAAUUGUAGGACUGCUGCAAUCAAUAGAAGUGUGUUGUACACUACACUGUUUCAUCCCUUUUGUUAACAUCUAAAGUAGUUAUCUAUAUAUAAGGAGGUUUUAAUGCAAGCACAAAGUUGUUUGCCUUUCGUUUCUGCUUAAUUCACAUUUGUAGAUAAUUUCUUAUUUCGAACAUUGAAUUUGUUAAAAUUGAA
Messenger RNA from Populus euphratica (Euphrates poplar), 733 nucleotides. RefSeq names its product two-component response regulator ARR15-like. The record is from RefSeq and is a predicted model, not a curated record. The transcript has 5 exons. Gene Ontology annotation, biological process: phosphorelay signal transduction system; cytokinin-activated signaling pathway. Bases 98 to 541 code for a protein of 147 amino acids. NCBI's taxonomy places the organism in Eukaryota, Viridiplantae, Streptophyta, Magnoliopsida, Malpighiales, Salicaceae.